AUGUCGGGAACGCUAUCUUCAGAUGCCGGCUCCAGCCGACCUGACCCGCAGAGGAACACCGUCGUCGAGAAUUGCACUCUGUCCUCACUCGAAGGCGGUGGAUCCUCGACCAGGGAACGUAUUAAUAUCUCGCCCUCGACCUACAAGCUGCUUACGGCCGCCGACAUCUACCGCCAGUCCACUUCGGACGACGACUCGGGCUGCGCAUUGGAAGAAUACGCCUGGGUUCCCUCCGGGCUUCGGCCGGACAUGGUACAACGUUACUUCUCGCGAUUGCCUGAAGACAAGGUGCCAUACCUGAAAAGUUCCGGCGAAAAAUGGCGUAUUCGACAGCUGCUCCUGCAGCUACCGCCACAAGAUUCAGAGACGAGAUACUGCCGUGAUUUGUCGUGCAGGGAGGAGAAGGAGUUGAAGGCGUUUGUUCAGAUGAGGAAAAAGGAGGCUCUUGGCCGAGGUGUGGUUCAGGUCAUCCAUCGCUUGAAAAACACCGUGUGUUCCGAAUGCAACGAAACAUUGAACGUCGGUGAUCUGGCCGUAUUCGCUGAGAGAGUCGGCGAACACGCAGCCUGGCAUCCGUACUGUUUCAUCUGUCACAGCUGCCAUGAGCUGUUAAUCGACCUAAUCUACUUCUACAAAGACGGCUACGUGUACUGCGGAAGGCAUCAUGCGGAGCUUUUCAAACCACGGUGCGCUGCUUGCGACGAGAUAAUCUUUGCUGACGAAUGCAUCGAAGCCGAGGGCCGAUUCUGGCAUUUGCGUCAUUUUGCGUGCUUCGAAUGUGAUAAGUGUCUCGGCGGAACUCGAUACGUGAUGAAGGACCACCACCCUUACUGUCUGGAGUGCUUCGAAACGACACUCGCCUUGCCCUGUACUACCUGCUCACAGCCGAUCGCGAUCGAAGACCUUCGCAUGACGUGUGGAGACCGGCAAUGGCAUGCUAAGCAGGAAUGCUUCACGUGUGGCGUCUGUUCCAAGCCGCUUCUCGGCAAAUCCUUUGUGUCCCGGGCGGAAGGCGUCUUCUGCAACGACAAGUGCUACCUUUCGUACUCAGACUGUGCAAAAACAGGAGUGAAAGGGUGCAAUCCCGUCUCAAAUGGUGGUGUAAGAGAUAUUACAAUAACCUGCUUAAAGUGA
Molecule: messenger RNA, 1134 nt
Organism: Soboliphyme baturini
Lineage: Eukaryota; Metazoa; Nematoda; Enoplea; Dioctophymatida; Soboliphymatidae
Source: the annotation of a GenBank genome assembly